AUGGGACGCGUUAUUAGGAGUCAGCGUAAGGGCGCUGGGAGUGUUUUCAGGGCGCACGUUAAACACCGGAAGGGGCCGGCCAAGCUGCGUCCUGUUGACUAUGCAGAAAGACAUGGAUAUAUUCGUGGUGUUGUUAGGGAAAUUAUCCACGAUCCUGGUCGUGGUGCCCCUCUGGCUCGUGUUGAUUUCCGUGAUAUGUACUCAUACCGGCACAUCAAGCAACUUUUCAUUGCUGCUGAAGGAAUGCAUACUGGUCAGUUCGUUUACUGCGGGAAGAAAGCCUCUUUACAGAUUGGUAACGUGCUACCUCUGAGCUCUAUGCCUGAGGGUACGGUUAUCUGCAACGUAGAGGAGAAGAAUGGUGACAGAGGUCGGCUUGCUCGGGCAGGUGGUACCUAUGCCACUAUUGUGUCACACAAUCACGACACAAACAAGACCCGUGUUAAGCUCCCGUCUGGUGCCAAGAAAGUUCUUUCUUCAGGCUGCCGUGCUAUGGUUGGUCUUGUUGCUGGUGGUGGACGCAUUGACAAGCCUAUUUUGAAAGCAGGUCGUGCCUACCACAAGUACAAAGCUAAGCGCAAUUGUUGGCCGCACGUCCGUGGCGUCUGUAUGAAUCCUGUUGAGCAUCCUCAUGGUGGUGGUAAUCAUCAGCAUAUUGGUAAGCCGUCAACCAUUCGCAGGGACGCCUCCCAUGGUCGAAAGGUCGGUCUUAUUGCUGCCAGGCGUACUGGUCGUAUUAGAGGUACUCGCGUCAUUGUUGCAAAAUCCGAUAAGGAGUAA
Molecule: messenger RNA, 780 nt
Organism: Hydatigera taeniaeformis
Lineage: Eukaryota; Metazoa; Platyhelminthes; Cestoda; Cyclophyllidea; Taeniidae
Source: the annotation of a GenBank genome assembly